Molecule: messenger RNA, 759 nt
Organism: Ceutorhynchus assimilis (cabbage seed weevil)
Lineage: Eukaryota; Metazoa; Arthropoda; Insecta; Coleoptera; Curculionidae
Source: the annotation of a GenBank genome assembly
AUGGAACUAUUGCGACCAGAGAUUAGGUCCAGACUGAGAAGGUUCGGUCUAGCCAUGACUUGUGAGGAACUUAUAAACACAGCCUCCUCCAUCGAAAAAGAUCUGAUUUUGGAAGUUAAUUCUUUAAAAAAACAACUUAUCAAUUUGUCUAGCGCUUCUGGAGGAGUUGAUAAUUUUACCUCUGCCAAUCCGGGAUAUUGCAGUGGUCCUGGCGUGGCUGCUAGACAAGAUAAAUACCAAAGGGGACGACCAUCUUCUUAAAAAGUAUCUUCACAGGAAAACGACUCCCAAGAACAAAGUGUUCAUGAAGAAAACGUUUCUACAAAAGGAAAAGAUUCCGCAGAACAAUGUGUUCAUGAAGAAAACGUUUCUUCAAAAGAAAAAGAUUACCAAGAACAACGUGUUAAUGAAGAUAACAUUUCUUCAAUGGAAAACGUUUCCAAUGAUGUAGGUGGCGAUGGAGAAAAAGUUUCUUCAUGGGAAAAAGUUCCCAAAAGGCAACUUGUUGAGGAGGAAAACGUUUCUUCCGAGGGAAAAGUACCCUUUAAAUCAAAAGUUGAUUCAACAAAAGAGUUUAAUUUGCAAGAUAACGUAGAACAUAGCUCAGAUAAGUGUUUAGAUCAAGAAGUUAUCAUUGAAAAUACACCAAAUAACAAUUUAAUAGAAUUCACAACAGAUAAUACAAAUACUGAAGAAAUGAUCGACUGUCAAGAACAUAGUGCAAAUACUGUUAGUUCUAAUGAAGCUGUUCUGAAGUAA